Messenger RNA from Pocillopora meandrina, 14181 nucleotides. NCBI's taxonomy places the organism in Eukaryota, Metazoa, Cnidaria, Anthozoa, Scleractinia, Pocilloporidae. The record is from the annotation of a GenBank genome assembly.
CAAAUGUCAAAUCAUCUGAAAUAUGCGCGAUGGAUGUUACUGCGGAAAUCAAAACAGUGAUACCCAGAAAUCUAUUGAAAGAGUAGAUUUCCAGCCUAUAUGAGGCCGUUAGCUAGUUGUUAAAAAUAGGAUACGACUAUAGUUGGAUAAUUGUCGCCUGCUUCAGAAUAUAACAGCAAUGAGCGUUCGUAACCGUGUUAGAAAGUCCUUUUCAAAAUCGUUAAAGGGGAAAGCCUGCAAAUUUCGAUUCACAGUCACUUAUGAAUACGUCGACUUAAAAUGCAACAACAGAUGGUAAGUGCGAUCUUAAGUACGAUUCUGUAAUAGUAAAGUAGCCUGUGUUUACCCUCAAUCAAGCCAAUAUCAAAGGCAAGCUUAGUUGUCAAAACGUUCGAUCCUUUGGAAUGUCUCCAAAGGUUUUGAGUCCGCGCCGACACCGGUUAUCUGUUGACAGUUCGAUUUUAUGGACGGUUUCGACAAAGAAAAUAGUGUCAAAAUUUAAUAGGAGACCACUCAGUCCUGUUUACUAUAUUUGAAUUAUUGUUUCCGUAUUUAAAAUUUCAAUUGAUUUGGAUUUCAUUUUAAGCCUCCGCGAUACGUGUUGAUGCAGGAAACUUGGAGAAAGAGUUAAUUAUUAAAUAAUAUUUUGAUUGUAGCACUUUUCGUUGCGCUUGUUAACGGUGUUGGCGAGAAUUAAAGAUAGCGAAAAGCGCGAAUUUCUUCCAUAGGUGUCGAUAAUUGUUGUGAAGCGGGUUUCGGAUUUAUUUAAUAUUCUAAUGAACAGUCAUUUGAUAUUUAAACGGUUUUUGUUAUUAAAUUGAUUCUGGUAUUUGUAGCGAAUUGGUAUUCAUGUUAGUCUGAUUAGCCUGCCUCCUGCUCGGCUAUUCCAAUUUGUCAAUUAUUGUAACAUUAAUACUAUAGCCGUAUCAGACUUAUUUACAAUGCAAGUAUUCUUUGCUGUCGAACUAUCACGUUGCAACACAUGUUAUAGUUUAACGCGAGUUUUGAAUCAACGGAAUGAACAAGCUACAAAUGGUUAAACAAGGUUUAGUCAGUGACAGGGUCAUCUCAAUCCUGGCUUCCAUAAAAUGGCCGUUUUUAUGCUAGAGAAGUUUAAGUUGUCUAAGACAACUUUAACGUAUCUAGCAUAAAAACGGUCAAUAUCUGUAACUUUGAAAUUUAAAAAUUUCCUCAAAAUGAUCUCAAACUAUUCAGGAAAAGUCUUGUUGUUCCUUCUAAAUUAGAUACAAUCUACAUUGGGAGAGUAUUAAUCAAGGCGACUGGUGCACAUAUGAUCAAAAUACCCUCAUAUUUUAUUAAUUUACCCAUAUGUUUAAUUUCCUUAACCCUUUAACUCCCAUGGGUGACCAAGACAGAAUUUCUCCUUACUAUAUCUAUACAGUAUCAUGCAGACAAGUGAUGAGAAUAAAGAAAAAUAUCAAUUAUGGAUUUACUUAUUGAUCCGAUACCAAAUUCUCCACACUAACAUUGUGGGAAUCAUUUGGCAGACACUAAGGAGAGUUACUGAUGAGAUCUUGGGAGUUAAAGGGUUAAAUCUAAUUGGCCUUCAAAAUAUUAACAGGCAGCCUUCUUGCUUGAGCAUUGUUUGGUUCAGAAGUCACCGUUCCAAAGUAUCAGAGAAGGUAUGUCGCAUGCACUAAUGGUAAAGUUCACUGGACUCUGACAACUCUAGGCAGAAAAGAAGUCUUAUAUUUGAGCUUACUGUUUACAAGCAAUUUUUAGAAAUUGAUUUUAUAUUGGCAGUAUUGAGAAUGUCCAACAAAUUCUUAGCUCCUGUAUCAAAUUAUAUUCUACAAGGAGUUACAUUUUACUUCUCUUUACACAAUUAAUGAUCAUUUAGCAAGGGCUCAGUAUGAGAAAAGAUUUUACUAUCAGCUAGAUGGUGUAAGACAUUAAAAUGACAAGCAUCAACUCUUUUUUCAAAAUUAGUUUUAUAAGAAAUUGUAAAGUCAUGAGAUAGGAGCACAAAACCUCAGAUCAUGAAUGUGGAACAGGUAGCCAUAAAACAGUGAAUAGAUAAGUUUGGUGAUUAGUCUGAUAAUUGGGGAGGGAGGGAGAAAUAAUUCCAUUUUUAACUGCUGUAAAUUUUACACAGUGAAAUGUUGAUAUUCAGAAUCAAAAGAAGUGUUUUGUGUGAUACAAUUGUCAACCAAUUUUGUCAUCCAUGAAAUUUGUUUAGUAGAAUUAAGGAUCAUCAAAAUAUAACAUUACUUUUUUGUGUGUUUGUCAACAGCCCACUUCAAAAGUGUCAAUUACUGAUGAAAAGACAGGAAUUGUUAGUUAUGCUGCCAACUGGUUUCCACCCAACUCCGUGGACUUGGUUGUCACGCUUUACAAGGUAUUUUGAAGUUUGAGGAACAAUGCCCUAAGUGAUCUCUAAUAGACUGCUAGUUUUCAUUCCUAGCAGACUUGUAUUCUUUUGUCAAACACAAGGAGAAUUUGAUUUUGUGUCAGAAGUCAGCUGGGGCUUUAUUCCAACAAAGCCAUGAGAUUGCAGGUUUGCUGCAACAAUUGGUACACAGCCUUGUUUUUUUUUUUUUGUGAUUAGAUGGCAACUAAAUUGGGUACAUUUUGAUAUCAGCAUGUAUAAGAUGUAUAAUGAGCUCAGCCUAAAUUUGACUGUCAUAAAUUUUCAGGAUUUUACUGGAGUCAUGUUUAGGAAGAAAGACUACAUGUUUGUCCUUGAAAAUGUAAGUCUUCUUGUGACCUAUUUGUAGCCAGCAUAUUUUUUUUAUACAGAGUAUUACAGCAGGUCUGCAGGAAAGAGGGAGGUAAGGGGUGGGGACAAUGAGCUGCCACUUGAAACAACACAGAAGUCUAUGUGCCAAGCACAUGCAAGAACGCCUCAAACGAAGAGUACAUGGAAUCAUCCAAUGCAUGUGCAUAUACAAAAAUGGCUGACUACUACAGAACACUGAUCCUCUUCAUUGUUAACUCUGUUAAAUUACAUUUAAUGCAUAUAAACAAGACAAGGAAUUAUCACAAGGAACAUUUUGCUCAAUAGUCAUGUGUAGUAUAAUUUAUUUUUAGGUUACUGCAGAUGCAAGGAAGAAACUUGCUAUUUUCCCUUGUAACAUGGCAGAGUAUGCCUCUCUUGACAUGGAAGUGUAAGUGUAUGAUGCUUUGGUCCCUAAUUAUUUGAAAAACAGUAAUUAAAAUUGGAAAUAGUUAGAGAGUAGAGAAGUAUGGCCAUUAUAAUUGUCACAUCAAGUUUUCAAUCAGUUAUCAUUGUGUAAGUAACUAUCAAGUGCUGGGGGUUACUUUUUUCAUGAGCUGUUGCCUAUGGUGAAAUAGGUAGCUGUGCUGUAAGGCAAAACCCAAACUUGAGAUCCUGCUUACAGGCUAAAGAGAUGUCAGUGGUCUUUCAGGGGGCAACAGACCAUUGCUAAUGGGCUUUAAGUGAACCCCUAAAGUAUGCUUCUUUGUGAUGUCUACCCAUUCUUCUGCAAGGAUCUCCCACACUCCUCAGAUCUCUUUGGAAUUUUAAUAACAGUUAGCAUUUCUAUAUAUGAGUUUAGAUUUGAUUUGGAGAUGGAAUUCAAACCCCUCUCCAAGAAGAUUGUAUCUGCAAGGAUUGGAGCAAAAGUUAGAUGUGAAUUUAUUAAGGAGGGAAGAGCAGAGUAAGUUCUUUGCAUAUUUACCAUUUACACCUUAACAUCAGAAUGCAUAUUCUCUAUACUGUUGUCUUUAAAUUUUUUCUGGUAAUUGACUAGGAUAAAAUAAUUGUUUUGAUCAUGAACUUCUUUCAUCAGUGAUCAUUUCUAUUAUUAAAGGAACUUCAUGUUUCAUUAAAUUAAGCAGACAGUGAUACUUUAAGGGGAAAGUCACUCUCAGUGGGUGAAAGGGUUGAUAAAUUUUGAUUUAUUUAGAGAGAAACUGUUAGGGGCCCCUGGACAGGGAAAAACAUGGUUUUGCUGAAAUGUAGUAAUUCCUUGACAGAAACUCUUUCCUUAGACAUCCACUGUACCCUAUGAAUUUCCUCUUAUUCCUUUCAAAUUUUAGGCUUUUUUUUUUCAGAAACAAAACUGACCUCUACUGUGUCCACUACGUAUUUAACAAUUUUGUGUAAACAAUCUGGCAUAGAGCAUCACUUAGAGGUUGAGACUUGGGUUCAAGUUACUAUUAAAUAAUUACUGGUAUUACCGAUGGAAUUGUUAAAACCCAAGACCAUGAAAAUGAGCCUCACUCAUUUUCCAUUCAUUUGCUUUUUGUUUUUGCAUUUUUUUAAAUUAAAUACCAUUUGCUUGAAAAAUCUUGUUAUUGAUUAUGUCUUUUUAAAUAAAAAAAUGAUUCUAAUAAUUUUUUUUCCUUUCCGUCAUUUCAAAGUGAGGAUGAUAUGCAAAGCAACUUUAGUCAUCUUAGUGAGGCAGAAUUCAAGUCAAGGUUGUCUGAACUGGCAGAAUGUAGUGAUGAGGAGGAGGAAGAAGAAGAAGAAGAAGAAGAAAACAGUAAACCAAGGGAAUCAAAUAAAUUGGCUGACCGUUCUAAACAGUAAGUCAUAAGUAAAGGACAACUGCAAUUGACAAUGAUAUUUGUUGAAACAGCCAUGACUUUAGGUGUUAUCAAUGGCUUCCUUCCUAGCCUGGCUCCAGUUGUUCCAGGGCAAAUAAUGCUAUUCAAUGGACAAAUUGCUAGAGGACAAGUGUUAACAAAGUGUACUGCACUGUCCACUGAAUAGAAAUUAAUUCAGCGGAUAGCUUUAUCCACCCUUUGAAAAAUCAGGAUGUGAUGUCUUCAUUGCACAUACACUUAACUAAGAUGAGUGAUGACAUUGCUUAACUUAGGGGUAUUAUACGUUAGAACAAGAUUUUUGAUGUACCACAAUUAUGUGUGGCUUGGUAGAACUUAAUUGCUUCAAAAAUUUAUCCAAAGAAUUUUUUCUAGUUUAUGGCUGUAAAAAUGUAAUGCUUGUGUGACCCACAUCCCCCCCUAAUUCAACAGAUUUCUUUUCAUUUCCUGUCUUCCUACAUCUGCUACAAAACAUACCUAUUUCCAAACCUUGUGUUUUGCAAUGUUAGGACAAAACAUUUGUAACCUAUGCACAACUUAACUAAGAUUGGUCAAAACCACACCUUUACAGGCUGCAAUUGCUUAACAAAAACUUUCAAAAGAGAGUGACCCUCCCUGGCAGGGCGUGAAAUUGCGCCUAAUACAGGCGCCAAUGCGACUAAAUUUUUCACUUUGGCGACCAAAUCCUGAAAAUUAGUCGCCAAAUUGGCGACUAGAAUGUUUUAUCAUAACCUUUCCAAGAGAUAAAGUGAAUUAAAAAGAUUUGCAAAGAUAAAUCCGCGGCAAACUUCCUCGUAAAGUUUGUUUCCAAAACGCAGCACAUGCAUCCCCAUCAAUAACUGGACGCCAUCUUGGAUUUAGUUGAGCUUAAACUUUGUAUAUCAACCAUCCUAGUGUCCACUUUGUAGCUCGUUAAAGAUCUUUUUCCUAACUUAAUUUUUGAUGAUCAAUUUAGAACGCUGACAGCGUAAAAAAAGGUUUUGUUUGUCUUUGAAAAUGGCGACCAACUUUUUUGGAAUUGGCUACCUCUUUCAAGAAUAUAGGAGCCAAGUGGCUAUCAGGAAAAAAAAAUUAAUUUCACGCCCUGCCUGGGUAUGUUAAACUAUUCCAGUGAGUCUUAUGUGUCUACAGGAUCCAGAAAACAGUACGCAAUAUACGCAAAUACGCAACAAAUCUAACCCUUCCUUCUUUUGAGUGCACAAGGACAAUACCUGUUACGAGCCAAUAAGAGUCCGAUUAAGACAAAUGGACUAUUUCAUAGGGAUCCAUUUCCAUAUUAUACUCAUUAUUUUCUUCUGGCCACAGCACAUGGUCUCGAUUUAUUGAUGAAAUGAAAACACUAGAGUACAGAAAUGUGGCCAUGCUGGGAAAUCCCCUUGCAGAUGCUACGGUCAGCGGUAACAACCAAGGUAAUAAAACUUAGUCUAAUUUGGGAUUUCUUUGGUUCAGUCUGGGGUGACUUAAUUUCCAACGUGUCUCGGUUGUCCUUCCCACUUAAACCCUUCACAAAAAUGACAAACCUCAAUUUGAUACCGUCACCCUCUGAAAAAAAUAAAUUUGAAGGGUCGUUUUAUUUCCUCGCGCACCUUUGAAUUCAAAAGAAAGUUCGAACCCUUCAAAUUGUAACAGGUUCUUUGAAGAAAAAAAAGUUAGGUCAAUUUUUUGAAGUGAUAAAUAAUUAAAUUCUCUGAUACAUAAUUAAAAGAACCAUAUGCUUGUCAGUCACGAGAUUUUUCAUGUUCAUGUUACUUCAAGGUUGACGAUGUUAAAUUUGCUUUUUUUUGUAGGCUAUGCAGAUGAUACGAGUAAGGAAAUUACACACGCAUCCCAAGAAACAGCGUCAGAAGAAGCAGACACCAAACGCAGCAAACUUUUGGAAAGAGACAGAGACAGAAGAAAAGUUGUCAGUGCCGCCUUUGAAGAUUUAAAAGAAUCAACGAUACCAGAAGAGGAUGGGGAGGAAGACCUAGAGGACAUGUCCAUCAACUUGUCGAGUUCAGCGAUGUCGUCACUGAGUUCUUUCAAAAACAAGUUUCAGUUUUCAUUCUCUGGAAAGAACAAGGUAAAUUGUUGACAAAAUUGUACGAUUAUUGAGCUUCAAAGAACGGUAAGAAGACCUUCUUGCUUAAAGCAAGUUUCUAAGGAAACUGUGGUGCUGCGUCUGUGGGGGAUAUUACAACAAAUCUGGUUCUAUCAACUGAGUUGAUAUACUCCUUGAAUACUUGAUAUGGAAUGGUUUAUUCCAAUCUCACUUCUUUUUUGCAAUACUUAUGUAAUCUGUGAUUUUUCUCCUCAGCGCAGGUCAUCAGACUCUUCGUCCGCAGAGCUACCAGGAAAUAUUGAGGUAUGCCAAUCUCAACUGCCAUUUGAUAAGUGAUACUACAAGUCCUUUUAUGGUCUAAAACUGGGAUAAUUUCAACGCAUUUAAGCCUCUUCCCUUUUUGAUGAACUCCUAAACCCUCAAGUCAACUUUUCUGCCGGCAGAGCGCUGUUGGACGGGUAUCGUGGAAACAAAAUCAUAGAGUAGCCAAAACGCUUUCGCAAGGGAUUGGUGUUAGUUUUGCGUCUGAUUGGUCGAGAGGGUGGCAUGAGUUUUCUAGACUAAUCCGUUACCUUUCUUGACAUUGGUAUGCAUGAUAUGUUAUUCGUCCUUAUGCGAGCAAGUUAGCCUUCUUUACCUCGCUUUUAGGUAAAACAUGUCGUAGUCUGAACGGCUCACUUAUCUCAAUGUAGAAAGGGUCUGCCAUUUAUGACAGACAGGUCUACUGAGCAUACUAAAACAACACCAGCCUAAUCCUUUGUUACUUCCCACGCUCAUGACGGCCAAUGCAAAAGAGUAGAAAUCUGGAACUGCAAGGAGUUUUACUCGCACAACAGUACAAGUUACUGCAUUCCUCGAAGAUAUGAUAGGAAGAGGUGAUGCAUAACUAUUUACUUGCUCAUCUGUUCAUUUUUUAUUUCGUAAGACCGUGCCUUCUGAAACUCGUGAAAAGAGAGUCUCUGAUUGGCUGCAGGAAAAUCCUCAUGAAGAUGGCGAUAGUCAACUGAGAGUCGAGUACGUCCUUUUCAUUCAACUUAUUUUUUUGACUUUUUUGUUGAGUCUUUUUGGUUGUUGACUUUAGAAGUUUUUAUUGUUUGUCGUAUUAUUGUGUUUUUUUUUUCCUUCAAUGGAUUUAAGAAUUUGGGAGAUCGAUAAGUUUGUGAUACGAAAGGUGGGUUGCGUUUGGUGUCUGAGUUACCUCGGCUUCGAGAUAGUGGGUAGUUCGAGAUACCAGGGACAAGAAAUCUUCCAAUUUAAAUUUACAGUAUUAUUUGUAAAUAAUAUUAUAACUAGGAAUCGUUUUCUUUGAGAGCCCCUACGCCUAGUUAGUCAAUUCUUCAAAUACCAAAAUUUAUGGUAGGUAUUUUCUUUCCCUUGUGUAGGCAACUUGAGAAAGAUAACAUGAACUUGAGAGCCGCUUAUCAAAAGCUUGUAACCAAAGUAACCGACUUAGAAAAAGAGAAGACGGACAUGCAAUCUGAAUUGGAACAGCUGGGGAUAAUGGCGGAAUUCGGAAAGUCAGACUUUGCCAGGGAAAGGGAUGAAUUACAGGCAGAAAUUACCGAGCUGCAAAUGUUAGUUGAAGACUUGAGGAUGCAGGUACAUAUGGAAUAACUUUAUCCCUCCACUUGGAACAGUAAAAAGUUAAAGCUUCCUCUAGAAUCUGAAACGUUCAGAACAAUCAGGCAUCAAGUUACUUUUUUAAUAUGUUUCAAAAGAGAUCUGAAGCCCACAGUUAUGAUAGAAGGAUUGCCAACAGCGUAAACCUCCCAAAGUGUUUAGAGUGCCAUUAAUGUGGAACUCCGUACCACCCGAAUGAUGGAGUCGUUCAAACAUGGCAAUUCUUAAACACAGCUUAAGGGAUCACCUAAGAAGUUUAGUUUUUUCAGUAGAAAUUAACCCGAUCCUAUAGUUUUCUGUAGUAGUUGACUUCUCAUUUAUGUAUUAUAGAUUAAAUUACUUUUCUUUAUCAGUCUCUUUUUUUAAUCAAUGUUGUAGUUAGGCCGGAACAUGUCGAUUGGGGAGUCUAAAUAAGAUGAUGUAUUGACCCUUAAGCUCCCAUGAGUGACCAAGACAGAAUUUCUCCUUACAAUAUCUAUACAAUACCAACCAUAUAAGUGAUGAGAAUGAUGAAUGAGAUCAAUUUGGGGAUAAUUAGUUGAUCCAAUACUAAAUUAUUUGAACUAACAUUAUAAGAAUUGUAUGGUUGAUAGUAGGGAGAAUUGCACAUUUGAUCUGGGAGUUAAAGGGUUAAAGAAAGGGUUUAUAGUUUCUUGUAAAUAUUCACACAUUUUUUUGUUGUUAAGCUUGGAGAGGCAGAAUCCAAAUUGACAGACACGUCGGAAAAGGAAGUUACAACAGCAAGUUAUGAAGUGAGAUUCUUUGAUAGUAGCCAACUCUUUCGUACCUUGCUCGGGGGGUUAAGUUGGUAAAACGAAGCGCAAUUGAAUAAUAAACAGCACAAUAGUCGCGGAAGAGCGAAAAAACAAUGUUUUUUUUACUGUUCCAAAACAAUGUCACUCCGCCGAUACUAUUGCGCCGCGUACUUUGUCGCUCCGAUUUUACUAACUGAACGCCUGGAACAGGCUAGGUGUUUCUAUAUUCUCCACUCUCCCUCCUUACUCAUGCAUCUAUCUUACAUGAAAUGUGUGCUUUGUGUAUGAAACUUUUAACGGGCUGCCAAUGUUCUUACUGACGCAGGGAGGUAAAAAGAAUGCACCGAAAACAAAGGUAAGAUCUGUUCAGCAUCCUCGCUAAUGCUUACAUGAAGCUCCAUUUCUUUUUUCCUGCUUGUGACACAUUUCCUCUUAAAAUGAAACGCACCAUCCUCGCAUUUAAAAGGCCAUAGGUCAUUUAUUCUAUUUUUGUCAUGAAGGGACCCUUAAGGCUUUCAAGACGCAAUCAAAACUAUUGCUAUGUUUAUUCGCCAUGUUAUUGUUUUGCACUUUGUUGUAAAUUUUUUGCUUUAUCAGUUGUGUGAAGUCCGUGGCUGGUUAUGCAAGAGAGGCGUGAAAGGCCUCACGGGACGGAAAUGGAGACGCCGCUGGUUUUCAACUGAUAAGGAUAGCAGGCUCUACUAUUAUCAAAAAAAUAACAACACAUCACCAAGAGGGUAGGUACCUUUGGUAUAAGGAAGACGAUUCUUCAAAUCUGUAUUUACAGGCACAACCAAAUCCUAUAGUUAAUUGUCACGAGUAAUCCCUAUUCCUCUUUCCAAUCCUCUGUCCGCUGCGUAGCUGGCGGUUAUAUGUGAGCCUGACAGUUUUCGUGCGCUUGGUGACGUGUCCCAAGCCUAUAGCGACUUCGCCGUGUAUGUAAAACCACCAGCUACGCCAGCCAUAUUCUAUCGCUAUUCGACUGAAAACGGCUAGUUCUAUUGGAAGUGCUUAGUGAACUCUAACUAUGACCCCUUACCAGGUUCUCUAAACUUAAGUAAUCGUCAACGAAAGCAGUCCUUUUUGGGGCUACCCACUCUUGGACGAUCACUUUACCUUCCCCAAAGUUGGCGCUAUUUACUACAGAAGCUAUAACUUGUUCCAAACAUUCAGUCAGUGAAACGAAGUGCGAUAGUAUUGGUUGAGCGAAAAAAACCAGGGAGCUUCGCUCCGCUACUACUAUUAAGUCCAUUUUUCUAACUGAAUGCCUGGAACCGCAGACUGCUGAAGUUUUGAUUCGACAAUCAGUCUGGUCUUUAGGAUUCCUCCGAUAAUUUAACAAAUCGACAUACGUUUAGCAUGGUCUGUACUCUUAUAGAUAAAGAUAUUCGUCAUCGCAGUGAUAAAAAUGUUGUGGACUUGUGAUGACAAAUGUCGUUGUCGACAAAAGUACAGACCACGCUAAACCACUUUCGAUUUGUUUUUUGCCAAAAUAUCGACGUUAACUUUGGAUAAAUUUCCUAAUCAUCCAGGUUUGAGAGCUGAUCAAAAGCAUUGCGUGACACGUUGCUGCGAGCAGCGAUAUCUGUUCUCUUAUCGACGACGGAAAAUCGGCCAAUCAAAUUGCGACGUAUUGCCAAUUGUGGCACAAAUGUAAAUUUGUUUCGUUUUUUAUGUAGCUUUAUAGAUCUUGAUGUAAUUAUUGCCGUCCAAGACCAGCCUCCCUCGCUGCAGGACAUCAACAAUGCUUGCUUCAAUGUGGUGACUCCCACAAGAACAUACGAGCUUAUGGCACACGAUGAACAGGAAAAGCUCAGGUACGGAACGCCUUAUUCUGAAUUUUAUUCUAUUUUGUAUCUUUUUGUUCUAAUUAUUUAUUUGUUUACCUAUUUAUAUGAUAUUCUAAGAAAGAUGUUGUCAGGGAAUGACACAGGUAUACUCGGACAAAUAAGAAGUACGAUGCCCCCAAUACGAGUCGAACCUUUCGAUUGGCAUUGUGGUGUUUUGGGCCACGGUUUUCAGGAAAUUUUUUUCGCUUGAUUCCGAACAGACCAUCUGUGUGAUGCUUGUCAAAUACACGAUCAACUAAACGUUGGCUUACACGCCCAAAUUCAUUAGUUGGGAUACUAAGUGCUUUUGCUGCUGCUCUCAAUUUUAGUCUCCAAAAUGCCGCGUACAAAAUGACAAUUAACAAUGAACAGAGAACAGUGCAAGUGGUGUUUCAAUGAGGUGAACCAACAAAUCAUUAUAGGUAAUAACAUGAUUUCGAGUGCAAUUUGGUGUUCAUAAGCACGACUAGAUUUUUUAAAGACAACAAAAUUGCAAGAAAGCGAGCGCGCGCUUUGUAAUUUUUACUCCUGUUACAACUUUGCAAACGUGUUACAACUUCGCUCUCGUGUCACAUGAGAAUGCAUUCGUUUUCAGCCAAUCAAUCAGAAUUUUUUCCUUUAUAUUAUUAUGUCUGAGGGUGUAGCUCGUUCACCAUUUUCCUCAGAUAAUCAACUCUAGGUUUCAUGUUACUCGGUUGAUUGGUCAUCCGAGCGCGAAAUCGGAGGCGCGAAUGCUCGAAUAUUCGACGCUUCUCUUUUUUCAAUAGAUGAAACACGGGAGGCUCUUGGUACUGCGGAUCGUAGCUGCAUACAGGGCGAUUGUCACAAGUAAAUCUGGGAAACCUGUGGCUUAGCUUGCUCACUAACUCCACGCUACUUAAUCAUCAGAUCAUGUGAUUGCGGAAUCGCAACUGAGUGAAUGUCAAAUCUUUGUUGGGGACUUAACGUUGUACUAAACUUUUGACAGACGUUAAAACUUCUGCCUUGAGUCUGUUAAUUUUUUUGUGCUAGAAUUGGUUUGCCGCGACUCGACCAUGGCAUUUGAAGGUGUCACUUGUGCGUCGCUAUGUAUUAGAAAUUACGAGGAUAUUUCGAAAGCGAAAGACCAUUUUCUUCCUUAAUUUUAUUCCUGUUAUUGUUCCCUUUCCCUAGGUGGAUCAAUGCUUUGGAUUAUCUCCGCCACUGGAGAAACCGUUUGGCGUCCUCCAACGAAAACAAAUAAUAGCACCCUUGCUGGUCCUCCUCUGGCUUUGGCCGGUUUCCAAAAGAAUAUAGGUUGCAGUUAUGAACAAUUUACAGCUAUUUUCUUAGUCAUAAUGAAAGAAAAAUAUGGAAAUUUUAAAGCAUAACAUAUUUCUUUAAGAGUUAUUUCUUGAAUUUUUCGGGCUAUUAUCUGAAGUUUUCGAAGACAGCUGCCUCUCAUAGUUCUACAGCCUGAAUAGCAUAGAUAUGAACAGAAACAUUAAGCUAAAAGAGUCCGAGAAUAAACAGGGGCUAUAUUUGAAGGCAUUGGCGGAACCACAGAGGACGCGCGUGUAGAAAGUCGUUCCGGAAGUGGUAAUAUUCUCUUGUUUACAGUGGUGCUACCCAGUAGUGAUAUCAGUAGUGAUUGCUUUGAAAUAAGUAAGAAGUUACAAAAUGAGGCUUCGUUAUUAUAUAGAUAUUGAUGAAAUACCAGAAUUUGGAGCAACUACAGAAUACAGGGCCACUGAGGUCCACUCUAUGGGCAUGCUCUGAAGAAUGCAGAACACAAUAGGAUGUGUGGUGAUUUAAUGAGAUAGAAAUAAGUGGCCCUGUCCUCAGUAGUUUUAUCCAGAAUUGCUCCUUUUUCAAAAAACAUGCAUUCACCGCGCGCAAUAAUCGCACUAUAUUACUAUCUUAACAGGUGAAGAUAUUUUUGACUUUGAUUAAAUUACGAACAUUGCUGAGGUUGAACUUCAACUUUUUAAGAGGAAAACAGUUUUUUGUGAUGAACACUAGUUUUUUUUUUCUAUUUUUUUAUCUCUUUUUUUAUGUAAGAAGUUGAAUUAGCUUUUCUACAAGCUCAGUUUAUACCAGACAUGCUCUUAGAAGAUGGUCAAAAUUUGUCUUUCAUUUAAAUAUGACCCAGCCUGCUUCGCAGAGAUUCACAUUGGCAAUAUUAGAAAAAUAUCGCAAAUGUUUUCUGUCACUAUUUCGAAUUGUUAACUUUGAAGGACAGACUCUAUACCUGGCGUGGUACACGAAAGUUAUUCAAGAGAGGAUCGUCUCUUGUUUAAGGAAACAUUUUGUUCUUUUAUUUACUUUUUAGAAGGAUUACUCCAGUUCAAAAGGAGAAAUAGGGUCUUCGAAUUUAUAGAACUUAUGUUUUCGCUCUAGAAACAUAUCAUUUAUUUACACAAAGUAAUGUUACAAUAAUAAGAAGGAUAUCUCAUCAUAUACUCUUAGUAUAUCUUUCGGAAAUAUUGUUUGAGACUGUCGUGUGUCAGUUAUUUAGUGCAUCCAAAAUAUCCUGUUAAAGAGAGAGAGAAAAAGGAAACUUGAAAGAGAAGAAAAAGGAAACUUGAGAAAAUCGUUGCUUCGACAUGCCGCCCUUUGACUAUUUGAUGGACAGACUUGCCUUUUUUUCAGUUCCCACUCGUAGACUAAUUACAUAAAAAAUUUUUUUUCAGAAUAAUGAACUAUCCAACCUUAUUUACAGACAUUUUAAUGCGUAAACUAGGAAAUCCACACCUAUUGCCAUGGGGAUUCUGUAACAAGCUAUCUGUGUAUUUUUGAACUUCGCUUAAGUUCGCUCACAUCACGUCCAACAAAUUUGAAAGAAGCAUUUUAACACUUGAAACACUACUGAAGUUUUCCAUCCACGCGGGAGGAGGGAUGAAGUAUUUUCCCAAUCCUCGGUGUUGAAACGCUUAAAUGCACCCUUAAGCGUGCGCAUUAGAGUCUAGAGUUCGCGCGCAAAAAUCUCGGAGAAGAAUUGUUAUCAUCUUCGAGAGAGUUUCCCGUCCUUAUCAAACUGCAAAGGCGAUAAUUUUUACUUGUUCAUUCCGCGUAGCUUAGCAUCAAAUGCUUAAGACAUCUCAAGCUGCUUAGAGUCAUUACACCUUUUGCUAGGCAUUAACGCAAAGUAUUCAUUCAUUUGUGUCGAGCGUUGGUUCAAUAAAAUCAUUGUACAUUCAUUAACGCCAUACUAAACUUCAUUGAAGCGGAGUAAACUUUAAAUAGUGCGAUUAAUAUAUGCAUGAACAUUCAAUAGCAUCAAGGUGCAAUCUAUAGCACCUUUGGACAUUCGUACACACGGAAUGUAACGUUAAUAGCACGAACUGACAAACCAUAGCAUUUAUGGACAAAUAAUAGCACGGUGCGAAACAACAUUAACAACCAACAAAGAGCGAUUAGAACUUGGAGAAAGACUGCGUGUUCGCAC